Haplochromis burtoni (Burton's mouthbrooder) is the source of this 2765-nucleotide messenger RNA. Its product is annotated as leukotriene B4 receptor 1. Gene Ontology annotation, biological process: immune response; G protein-coupled receptor signaling pathway. NCBI's taxonomy places the organism in Eukaryota, Metazoa, Chordata, Actinopteri, Cichliformes, Cichlidae. The record is from RefSeq and is a predicted model, not a curated record. The transcript has a single exon. Gene Ontology annotation, cellular component: membrane. Gene Ontology annotation, molecular function: G protein-coupled receptor activity. Bases 725 to 1684 code for a protein of 319 amino acids.
CUUUGCCAAAAAAUGCUAAAUGUGUAAUGAAAAAGAUCUGAAUUCCCCCAAAUUGGACUAAGGCAGGGGUCAGCAACCUGGGAGCUGCAAAUACUUUUUAACAUCUAAAAUGAAGAUAACACUUUUUAAUAAAGCAGGAUUCUGAGAUAAGAUAUUGUGGUGAACUCCUGCAGAGUGUGCCGGGGUUCUUCCUGUGGAUGUCUCAUUGAUUCCUUGGAAACCCGCUUAUCUUCCCGACUUGUUCCAUCAUUUGAGUUCAAAGCGGGGGGAAAAAAUGCAAGGGCAGGCUGUAUGCAGGUACUCAUCUACAUCCCAAUCUGGCAUAUAACAACUUUAAGUAUGGGGUUAUCUGCUGCUUUUGCAGUUAAACUGUGAACUUCAAGUUCAUGUUAAUUGGCCUUUUUAAGUGUGUCCUGUCAUGAGCAUGUUAUUACCACACGCACAAGGCCAGAGCAGAUCUAACCUGUUUUGUUUUGUUUUUUUAACACUUGUUGCUUUAUUUUACAGCCAGCCUUACUGCUACAUGCAACAAUGGUUAAUUCAUUCCACAAGCUCGUCAUGAUCCACACCUAAUUUAAAUGGAAAAUGUUCGCAUUAGCAUAACUGUUUCUCUGUUAUUAGUUUCUCUUUCAUCAAAGGAGAACAGCUUGCUCACCAUAUCAUCAUGACUUGUUCAGUGCAUGACAGUCAGCAAGCUUGAAACAUACCACAACUCGGCUCCACCAUGGUUACUUAUAACGACAACUCCUCUGCUGGAAAUUCAUCUCUAACCUCUUUGGACUCCAGAAGUCUGAUUCCUGCAACAGUGCUGUCCAUCUGCUUCCUGCUGGGAUUCCUUGGAAACAUUGCUGUGAUGAUUCUCAAGCCAAACUGGGAGAACAUGUCCAGUCUGAGCCAGAGUUUAAUGCUGAACCUGGCUGUGUCAGACCUGCUCUGCAUGCUUACCAUUCCAGUGUGGACAUACUCGUAUCUCAAUAGUUGGACCUUUGGGGUUGAGGUCUGCAAGCUGGUAACAUACCUUGGCUACUGCAGUGUUUAUGGUAGCCUACUGACUGUGACUGCAAUGAGCAUCCAGCGUUACCUUCAGGUGGUGCACUUUGAGAGGAGGUUACAUGAAGUUGAAGCAUGGCAGCUGCUGGUUCCGCUCUGGCUGGUUUCAACGAUCCUGUCCAUCCCUGUUUUAGUGGUUCGAAACCUGGACGACGAUCAGCACUGGAUACGCUGCAAAGCUCACUACUCCUCUGAGGGCCAGAGGAUUGCUAUGGUGUUCACAGGAUUCCUGACAGGAUUUGUGGCAGUUUUUGUCAUAGCUUUUUCAUACAUCAGUCUCUACAGAAAGGUGAAUCGGGCAGCCUUUUUCAACAAUCCACAGACCACGAGACUGAUUAUCAGCAUCGUUGGGACUGUUUUUGUCCUGUGGGUGCCAUGUCUUGUCAUGAAUAUUGUGGAGAUAGCAGCUGUUUCCCUACAUAACAAUCCCGUGAUGAAGUUUUGUGAGGACACCUGGAAUGCUUUUGCCUCUGUAACAUUUGUAAACAGUGCCGUAAAUCCGCUCAUGUAUGCCUUUACUUCUAAUCAUUUGUUCACUCUUUGCCAAAAAAGUGCUAAAUAUUUAAUGGAGAAGUUCAGAAUUCUCCAAAAGCUGCCUGAGUUAUCAGAUAUCACUGCAGAAACUGCUCAGUGAUGAAGGUGCUGUGGUACUCUGUGUUUGUCACAGCAAACUGUAGGUAUUUGGUGGUUUAAUGAUGACAUUUUUUUCUCACAUCAGCUGUGUACUGAUUAAAGCUGGUCCUCACCCAGAGCUGCAAAACAACAUGUUUGUAUAGAAUGCAAUGUUUGUUGACAUGGAAUCAGGUAAACAUUCAAAACAAAGUACCCAGUAUUAAGUGAUAUACGUAUAUUUUACCAUAAAUUAUAGUCUAAUCUCCAUAGUUUUUAAUCUUGUUUAAAUCAUCAUUAUAAUCAUCUUUAACUGUUACCAUCCCCUAUUGCAUGCCAUACUUCAGACAUCAAAUGCAUACAAGUAGAUCCUAAAUUUCCAAAACCAAAUCAAUUAGCUUUGCAGAAUAAACCUAUCCAACCACCGACCCUGCCAAUGCUGAAAGCAGCCUGUCCAAAAAUCACGAGUUAACAAAGAAGGAAUAAGUAGUAUAUUUCAUAAUACUAAUCCUAAUACUAAUGAUGAUAAUAUACUUUAUAGUUAUAAUUCACAAAGAAAAUGUAAGUUAAAAGAUGUUUAGUUAUCUUUUCUUUCUUUACUUCUUUUUUACAUUUAAAUAUUAUUAUGUUUAUUAGUCUUUACAAAUGCGCCAUAUUGUAGUGGUUGCACAAUUGCCCAGAAAAAGAUCCUGCGAGAAGGUGCAGUGCUCUUCUGUUGAGUUCUCCCAUCUCAUUAGGUCUAUUAUCUCCAGCUGUGCACUUGUUAUCGUAUCCCCUCAUUCUCAUGUAUUUAUGUAAUUUUUUAAUUAUUAUUAUUAUUAAUUUUUUUUACGGGGGCGUCCUUGCUGAUUUCCCCGUGUUCUGGAAUUUUUUUUUACUAAUCAGCAUAAAUGAUUGCUUUGAGUUUACUCCAGCCUCCUGUGUUUUUUCAUCUGGGUCAACAAUAAGCAGCUUCCAAGCAAAAACAAAACCAAUAAUAACAAAAAAUCAUUCCAACUUAUUUUUCUCCUUCCUGUAUAAAAAAAUAAAAUCUUUUAUUAAAUAAAGAUGUAUUGUGUUGUUUAGAGAGAGAUCUGACAAGGGUUUAUCUCAUACUUUUGCAGUUC